AUGGCGCCGCUGGGGGCGCUGCUGCACAGCCGGACGUGCCGCGUGCUGGUGCCGCGAUGUACGUUGACGCAGGGGCGGGCGCGGGCGCUGGUGCGGCACGCGCAGCGGCCGCGGGUGGAGCAGCCGAGGGAGGUGGUGGUGCAGGAGCAGGAGCCUCUCUCGAGCACAAACCAGCACAGCGGGAUUCCGACGCCGGGGCCCGGUCCCAGGCGCCGCACCGAUGCCCCAGCCAACGACAGCGAUAGCGACGCCGACGAGGCACCGGAAGCAGCGGGGUUCGAGGACGCACCGGGCGAGCCGGACACGGCAGAGCUGAACGACGACGCCGCAAGCGCCAUGGCCCAGGCCGUGCAGGAGUUCCGGGAAGAGCACCGCGAGAAGAAGACCGCGGCACGCGACGCGCUGGACGUGCUCCACCGGCUCGAGGCGUCGGUGGAGGCAGCCGUGUCGGAGGGCCCUGGCAUGGGCGAGGAGUCCCUCCCGUCCGCGCAGGCCGCCGCGACGGCCCUCGCGGACCUGUGCUGCGCGAGCGUGCCCGCGUGGGCGCCGCGGGACGUCGCGGAGGCGGUGUGCGCGAUGGGGCGCCUGGGCGCCUUCCACGGCGGCUUGCUGCGGGCCGCCGAGGACAUCUUCGCCGGCGCGUUCGAUGACGUGCCGCUCGAGACGCACGUGGACGUCGCGCACGCCAUGGCGCAGCUCGGGUUCCACCCGCGCAGGCUGCUGCCGCUCGUGACGGCCCGCUGGGCGGAUGAUGGCCUGCCCCCCGCGGCGUUCCAGCGGCUCCUCUGGACCGGCGCCAAGCUCUCCGGGUCGCUCGGCAACGGCGCCCUCGCCGCGGCGCGCGAACACGUCCUCCCCGCGGCCCGCGAGCUCCACGGGCGCGAGCUCGCUGGCUUGGUGUGGGCCGCGAGUCGGCUCUACGCGCAGGACGCGGAGCUGAUGGGCGGCAUGACCACGCUGAUCCGCAAGCGCCUCGCCACCCUCGCGCCCGCGGAGCUCGCGGACGUCGCGCAGGCGUACGGGCGCCUCGGGAGCGGCGCCGCGCUGGGCGCCGCCACAGCCGAGCUCUUCGACAGCCUGGCGGGCGUGGUGCGCGAGCGGCUCCCGGAGUUCACGCUCCAGGACGUCCUCCGGACCCUGUACGGCUUCCUCGACCUCGGGCUCCAGCCGAAGGAGCUCCUCGAGGACAUCUCGUCGUGGGUGCAGCAGCGCAUGGCGGACAUCACCCCGCACGGCCUCUCCAUGACCAUGUGGGCGUACGCGCGGAUCGGGUACUGCCCGACGGCGCUCCUGAGCGUCUGCGCCGAGGUCGCGGAGCGCCUCAUGCCGUCCUUCACGCCCCUGCAGGUCUCCCGGCUGCUCUGGGCGCUCGCCACGCUGCGCUGUCGCCACGCCGGGAUCCUGCAGGCCGCCGCGCGGCAGGCGGUCGGAACGAUCGACCGCUUCGACGGCAAGGCCCUCGCGAACCUCCUCUGGGCGUUCGCGACGCUCGAGUUCCGCGAAGAGCUCGCGCUGCGCGCCGCGGCCAACCGGUGCGCCACCGUCGCGUGCAGCAUGACGCCGCAGGGCCUCGCGACGGUCCUGUGGGCGUUCGGGCGGCUCGAGUUCCCCGCGAGCGACGUGGUCCUCGAGGCCGUCGCGGAGGAGGCGGCGGGGAGGCUCGAAACGUUCGAGCCGCAGGGAAUCUCGAUGCUGCUCUGGGGGUACGCGAAGAUGGGCGGGCGGGGCGCGGGGCGCGUGCCGACGGCGGCGGCGCAGGUCGCGCGGGAGCGCGUGCGGGACUUCGACGCGCGGCACCUCGCCACGCUCAUGUGGGCGUACGCCAAGCUGGGGCAGUACCAGCCUGGGCGACUGCUGCGGGCCGUGGGCGACGACGCGUCGCGGCGGCUGUCGGAGUUCAAGGCGCAGGAGCUCUUCCUGCUGGUCUGGGCGUUCGCGAAGCUCAAAUACGUGGACGACACGCUGUUCGCCGCCGUCGCAGCCCAGGCGUCCCAGCGCCUCGAGCAGUUCGGCCCGAAGGAGGUCGUAUCCCUCAUCUACGCCUACGCGCGCGUCAACGUCCGCCCGCAGCCCACGCUGCUCCUGCGCGCCGCGGACCGCGCCGCGAGCGCCGCGCCGUCGAUGUCGCCGCACGAGCUCUCCAUCGCCGUCUGGGCCUGGGCGCGCUGCGGGUACUACUCGGCACCCCUCCUGGACGCCGUCUGCGACCAAAUCGAGGCGAAGAUCGGCAUCAUCGCGCCGCGCCAGCUCGCGAUGGUCGCGUGGGGGCUCGGCGUGCUGCGGCACCACCCCGGGAAGCGCGUGCUGCGCGCGAUCGACGCGCAGGCAGCGGCGCGGCGCAUCAACCUGAAGCCGUACGAGCUGACUCAGGUGCUCUGGGGCUUCGCUGCGCUGGGGGAGUCCGCGGAGGAGCUGCUCGCGGCGGUUGCGCGGGACCGGGAGGUGCUCGACGAGUUCCACGGGAGGGACGUGAGGCUUUCCCCGCCUAGCAUGGUGCAGGGGGUGUGGGCGCUGGCGGCAACGGGCGACACGCAGCACCCGCUGUUCGCGGCGCUCGUGCGGCGCGGGCGCCGCGUGCCGCCGCGCUGGAAGUUCGAGAACGACGCCCUCGCGGACCUGGCGCAGGCCUGCGCCGUCGACAAGCUGGACGGCGGCGGCGGGGCGAUCGUGCCCGGGAAGCUGCGGCGGCUCGCGCUGUUCCUGGGGACGAAGGAGCUCCAGGACGCCGGCGGCGGGGCGGCGGAGGCGGCGAACGGCAACGGCGCGGAACGGAACGGCGCGGGUGGGAGAGCAGGGGUGUCGAGGGAGGUGGUCAGAGAGGUCGCUUCGGCGCUGGCCGACGCGGGCGUCGACGAGGUGGUGGCGUUCCCGGAGGUCAGGAAGCUGCCAGCGAUGGUGCACGUCACGGGCCGGUUGCGGAACGGCGAGAAGGUGGCGGUGGUGGUCGAGGACCCGGACAGCGAUUACACCGCGGGCGUGGUCGUGCAGCGCACAGGGCGCUGCCAGACGGCGCUGCGCAUCCUCGGGCGAUCAGGGUAUCAUGCCGUCGUAAUAGACCCCUGGGGGUGGCAGGACGAGGUCGGCGAGGCCGGGGGGGUCGGACCCGCGAUCGCGGCGCGCGUGGACGCUCUGGCGCGCGGCGCGCCCAGCAAAGUGCGCGUGCAGUCGGCAGCGCCGUGA
Molecule: messenger RNA, 3180 nt
Organism: Pedinophyceae sp. YPF-701
Lineage: Eukaryota; Viridiplantae; Chlorophyta; Pedinophyceae
Source: the annotation of a GenBank genome assembly